Molecule: messenger RNA, 1354 nt
Organism: Sebastes umbrosus (honeycomb rockfish)
Lineage: Eukaryota; Metazoa; Chordata; Actinopteri; Perciformes; Sebastidae
Product: CD109 antigen-like
Exons: 11
Coding region: 59-1354 (431 amino acids)
Molecular function (GO): endopeptidase inhibitor activity
Source: RefSeq, a predicted model, not a curated record
UUUGCAGCUGAAGAUAAGUACAUACAACAAUCGGCCGCUGUCACCGCGGGAUUCUCACAUGAUGGUUAAAGUGACAGCGGUACAGCGAAAGCAAAGUCCGUGGAAGUGGGAAAUGAAGGAGGAAGAGUCAAACAUGUCGGGCCCUUCAGUACAUCCAGAGGAGAUGCUGCCUAAAAUAAUGGAGUAUAAUGUCCCUCGAGACGGAAUCCUACGUCUCAACGUCGAGAUCACGAAUGAAACGGAAACACUCACAAUUGAUGCUGACUUAGAGGACAGCCAUGAAACGCUACAUCUCCAUAGAAGCUACACAUCCCCCAGUCACUCCUACCUGCAGAUAGGAACACCUUACAGACAUCCAGAGGCUGUUUCAAUCCUCAUUCUGCCUGUUCGGAGCAAUUUUCCAAUAACUGAGUUUCACUACAUAGUGAUGUCCAGAGGUCAGGUGGUGUCUGCUGGGAAAGCAUAUCGUUUUCUCUAUCUGGAGCCAGAAACCAGCUGGGCUCCUGUGGCCUGCGUCAUCGUCUACUGUGUGCGUCCCGACGGAGAGAUCGUCAACGACGUGAUGCAGCUGCCCGUCACCCAGACUUUACAGAACCAGGUGUCUCUGAGCUUUAACCAGGUUUCGAGGAAGCCAGGUGAGGAGGUCAGACUGCGGGUCAAGGUGGCGGAGUCCGCCUCUCUGGUCGGCAUCCUGGUGGUCGACAAGGCGACAAAGUGGAAGGGUGACAAUGACAUCACCAAGGAGGCGGUGCUGAAGGAGAUGAAGGAGUACGCCACGGCCGACGACGCCCACUCUGACAUGAUGACAAUGGGAGAUCCUUUCUCCGUCUUCAAGACAUGUGAUCUCGUAGCGUUGACCGACGCCAGUUUACACGAGAUGAGACCGCCGCCGAGGCCUGAAUUUCCAGGGGAGGAAAGGUUUUUCAUGACCCAGGGAGACGGUUCACAUGUGGAGCAACAUCAGGAGCCACGAGAGCGCAGGAACUUUCCAGAGACCUGGAUAUGGAUGGACAUCAACACAAAUAAUUCAGACACAGCAGAGAUGACUCUGACUGUACCAGACAGCAUCACAACCUGGACAGCCACCGCCUUCGUCAUGUCUGAGAACCUGGGUCUGGGCAUCGUAGAGGAGCCUGUAGAGCUCAGAGUGUCCCAGUUUUUCUUCAUCUCCCUUAACCUGCCGGCCUACAUCAUCCGAGGAGAGGAGCUGCUGCUGGAGGUCGUUCUGUUCAACUCCUACUAUAUAGACCUGGAGGUCGUGGUGAUUGUUGCAGCGAGUGAGAUUUUUGAGUUUGUGUACGUGGACGAUGACGAAAUACAUAAUUGUUCCCAGCAACAAGUUUUGUUAAGAUGA